Diabrotica balteata is the source of this 2025-nucleotide messenger RNA. The record is from the annotation of a GenBank genome assembly. Lineage: Eukaryota; Metazoa; Arthropoda; Insecta; Coleoptera; Chrysomelidae.
AUGAAAAAUAUGCGGUAUUUCUUUGUGCUCAGAAUACUCCUGGAAACCUCUUUAGUCAUUUACGACUUUGUCCUUGUUACAGAACAUCGAGGCAUUGUAUCUCCGGUGAUUGUGGAAAAUUCAGGAGCAGUCACUGUAGCGCAAGACGAAGGAGCCGCAUUAAUAUGUAUAGCUCAAGGAUGUCCAGCACCAGAAUACAGGUGGUACAAUCAUGCAGGUCUGGAGCCUAGCCUUAUUAUUCCUGGUCCUAGAGUUCGCCAAUUGGGACCUGUAUUAGCAAUUGAAGCAGUCAAUACCGAGGACGGUGGCGUCUACCGGUGUUCGGCUUCUAAUGCAGGAGGCGAAUCCAGUGCUGAACUGCGCCUAAUAGUUUCUACGACGUUGCACGUCGAAAUUUCACCGCCUCUGCUGAGCGUUCAUAUGGGCGGAAGCGCAGAAUUCAGAUGCGUAGUUUCUUCUCAAAGUGGCGGUCCACACUUAGUAACGUGGUACAAAGAUGGUCGACAACUUCCUAGCACCGGAAGGGGCUCUAGCGAGACGCUCAUUGUAAAUAAUAUCGGAAGAGAAGAUCGAGGAAUGUACCAGUGUGUCGUACGAAGAGCGGAAGGUGAUACCGCCCAAGCUGCUGCCGAACUGCAACUGGGGGAUGCUCCUCCAAUUCUGCUGUACAGUUUUAUCGAACAAACUCUGCAACCGGGCCCUGCUGUAUCUCUUAAAUGUAGUGCUUCAGGAAAUCCGACUCCCCAGAUAUCCUGGACUUUAGACGGCUUCCCGUUACCAAGUCAUGGAAGAUUUGUAAUCGGACAGUACGUUACGGUUCACGGAGAUGUAAUUAGCCACGUUAAUAUCAGCCAUGUUAUGGUAGAAGAUGGAGGAGAGUACAUGUGUACAGCCGAAAAUCGAGCAGGAAAAAGUUCGCAUUCAGCGCGUUUAAACAUAUAUGUUCCUCCAAAAGUUAGCCCAUUCUACGCAGAAGACACUCUUCACGUUGGCGACCGAGCCAGCCUAACAUGUUCUGUAACCAAAGGAGACCUACCUUUGACAAUAUCUUGGCACAAAGACGGAAGAUCCGUAGAACCUGCUCAAAUGAUGUCGAUAACGCAGGUGGACCAAUUCACUAGCAUUCUGGUGAUAGAGAGUCUCUCUCCAGAACACAACGGCAACUAUUCUUGCGUAGUGAGGAACCUUGCAGCCGAGGUCUCCCACACACAGCAGUUGGUUGUUAAUGACGGGCUAUCAGAAGGCAUGCGUACCCGUACCGUCUGCGGUGUGAGUAAAGGUGAUCCACCCCUUGUGGUCUCUUGGCUCAAGGACGGUCAACCAUUGACGCCUAACCUCGGCGUCAACGUUUCAGCCCUUGACCCUUAUUCUAGCCUCCUCAGCAUUUCUAGCCUUGAUUCGAGACACUCCGGCGAUUUUACCUGCGUGGCCAGCAACCCAGCCUCAGAGGUUAGGUACACUGCGAAACUGCAGGUCAAAGUACCGCCGAGGUGGCUAGUUGAGCCGGUUGAUGUCAGUGUGGAACGCAACAGGCAUGUGGCUCUCCACUGUCAAGCUCAAGGCGUUCCUACACCGACGGUUAUAUGGAAAAAAGCAACAGCUAGCAAAUCGGGAGACUAUGAAGAAGUUCGAGAUCACAUGUAUACAAAAUUACUGGGUAAUGGUACUUUAUUGCUUCAACAUGUCAAAGAAGACCGUGAGGGAUACUAUUUAUGUCAAGCAGAUAAUGGCAUUGGUACCGGAAUUGGCAAAGUUAUCCAGCUCAGGGUUAAUUCUUCACCAUACUUUUCUGCCCCAUCCCGGCUUGUCACCGUCAAAAAGGGAGAUGCUGCGCUACUUCAUUGUGAUGUGAACGGUGACAAACCAAUUAAUGUGGUAUGGUUACGGGGCGGCAAAACCGAAUUAAAUCCGUCCACUAACUACAGAGUUAACGUUAAACAGGACGUAACGCCAGAUGGGGUUAAUUUCAUGCAUAUCUGUGCCACUGUUCUAAUUGGUUUCGUACGAGCUAAAUCAACUUCUUGA